CAGGGUAGUCAGGAGGGUUUUCCUUUCUACCACAGACAACAGAGAAAGGCCAGGGUUAGAACUCUGAGGCACAAGAUUGUUCUCCUAGCUUUGGAAUCUCAGACAAGCCACUUCGGUUCUGGCGGGUUCCCUCAGGGGUGCGGUGGCCUCAAAGGCAAAGGAGCCCCUUGCGGAUCAACACCCCUGCCUCCCGUGCGCUCCCAAGCCAGCUCCCAGGCUAGCACACCUCCCGCGGUCGGAGACCGCUCGAGCGGAAGCGGCGGCGUGUCCGUCGGUCCGUCCUUCCGGCCCGCCGUCCGCCAACUUCCGGCGGCGGGUGGGCGCGCGCCAGGUAACGACCUUCGGCGCCAAGGCUCGGCCGGCGGCGGCGUGUGGAUGGAGGCCUUGGCCCCGGGCCGGGCUCCGCGGGGCCGGCGGCGGGCCGGGACUGAGGGCUCCGCGCUCUCGGCGCUGUCGGUGGCCGCCGUCCUGCUCUCCGCCUUGCUGCGGGCGCCCCCUGCAGUUGGAUAUUUGGCUCGAUUGCCAAGAAGUUUUCGCUUGACUCAAGAUUCACUGAAAAUAGUUGGCUCAUCACAUUUUCCCGUGAGCGUAUAUGUCAUGCUCCAUCAAAAGAGUCCACAUGUGCUUUGUGUAACUCAACGACUGAGAAACACUGAACUGGUAGACCCAUCAUUCCAAUGGCAUGGGCCAAAAGGAAAAAUUGUUUCAGAAAACAGCACUGCAAAAGUGACAUCCACAGGAAGUCUCAUAUUUCAGAACUUUGAGGAGACCAUGACUGGGGUUUAUACAUGUUUCCUUGGGUACAAGCCGACUGUGGAAGAAACUGUUAAAAAUGUUCAACUGAAAUACCUUGUUUAUGCUUAUCGUGAACCUCAUUUUUAUUACCAGUUCACAGCACGGUACCACGCGGCUCCCUGCAAUAGUAUUUAUAACAUUUCUUUUGAGAAGAAACUUCUUCAGAUUUUAAGUAAACUGGUUCUUGACCUUUCCUGUGAGAUUUCCUUGCUGAAAUCUGAAUGCCACCGUGUUAAAAUGCAGAGAGCUGGUCUGCAAAAUGAAUUAUUCUUCACAUUUUCAGUUUCACCUAUAGACACUGAAAAAGGACCCAAGCCAUGUACAGACCAUAAUUGUGAAUCUUCCAAAAGAUUAUCUAAGGCUAAAAAUCUCAUAGAGAGAUUUUUUUAUCAGCAAGUAGAAGUCCUGGGCAAACGUAUGGAGCCACUGCCUGAAAUAUACUACAUUGAAGGAACCCUUCAAAUGGUGUGGGUUAACCGCUGCUAUCCCGGUUAUGGGAUAAAUGUCCUGAAACAUCCAAAGUGCCCUGAGUGCUGUGUGAUUUGCAGCCCUGGAUCCUACAAUCCCCGGGAUGGAACUCAUUGCCUCCAAUGCAACAGCAGCCUGGUGUAUGGAGCGAAGGCUUGCAUAUAGGCCACUGCCUCGUGUGACCCAGUGGUUUAUUAAAUACAAAAGUAUAUUUUCGAAGUGCUAAAUUAUAAUAAAUCACUAUUUGCCAAAAUUAAAUAAUCAGAAUUUACAAAGCUCUGGUGUCCUCUUUCAACCCAGUACUAUAUGUAUCAUCUUUUUUGACUAACACUAGAGCUGCAUUUGACACCAGAUAGCUCCUGUGUCACUGCGUUUUAAAAACUGUUUCGAAUGUUCUGUAUUGGGUGAUGUUAAUGAUUUUUUCCAGGAAUUUAAAAAGUGUCCCAUUUUAUCUUGGCUAUGUAUCACCUAGAUUCAUGUCGUCAUAUUCUGUUAUAAGAGCUUUAAUUUAAUCUUAAAGAAUUUUAACUAUUUGAGCUCAGCCUGUGACAGCUUAGAUCCAUUUUCAAAAAUAUG
Molecule: messenger RNA, 1839 nt
Organism: Microtus ochrogaster (prairie vole)
Lineage: Eukaryota; Metazoa; Chordata; Mammalia; Rodentia; Cricetidae
Gene: Zpbp
Product: zona pellucida binding protein
Biological process (GO): binding of sperm to zona pellucida; acrosome assembly
Cellular component (GO): zona pellucida receptor complex; extracellular region; acrosomal vesicle
Source: RefSeq, a predicted model, not a curated record